Molecule: messenger RNA, 1299 nt
Organism: Oncorhynchus tshawytscha (Chinook salmon)
Lineage: Eukaryota; Metazoa; Chordata; Actinopteri; Salmoniformes; Salmonidae
Product: coiled-coil domain-containing protein 40-like
Exons: 4
Coding region: 204-761 (185 amino acids)
Biological process (GO): heart looping; axoneme assembly; epithelial cilium movement involved in determination of left/right asymmetry
Cellular component (GO): cytoplasm; cilium
Source: RefSeq, a predicted model, not a curated record
UCUGAAGGUGAUGGCUUUGUAAUGGAAGGUUUGAGAAUCGCUUCCUUUUAGGUGGUUGUAGAAUUGAACUGCUCUUUUCUGGAUUUGAUAAUUAGAGGGUAUCGGCCUAAUUCUCCUCUGCAUAUGCAUUUUUUGGUGUUUGACGUUGAACACAUUUGGUGUUUGUCCCAUUUUGUGAGUUCUUGGUUGGUGAGUGAAGGGCUAUGGGUUCUAUAACUGAUUCUCCCUCUCUCUACCCCCCUCUCUCUACCCGGAUCACCAAGCAUGUCACCGUCAUCGAGCGCAAGCAGGCCACCAUCAACGUUUACAACAAGAAGAUUGAGCAGCUCGUCGCCAGCACUGGGCACGAGGACCUGGGCCUGUUGGAGAUCCAGGCCAGUACUCUGACCAAGCAGCUGGAGGGGGUGGGAGGAGAGAUCAAGGAGCAGCAGCAGCUCUGGCUGCUAGUGAGACUGAGCCAGGAGAAACAGGCCCGGAUCGCCGCCCUGCUCACACUGCAGGCCCAAUUCACCAUCCUACAGCAGAGGAAAGUCUGCACCGAGACAAAGCGGAGGAGUGUGAGGGGGCCUCAGAGAGCUGCAGCACGGCCAGGCCAGUCUGAGCAGCAGUCUGCGGGACAAACAGCUGCAGCUGGGAGAGCUCCACAGAGCCAGAACUGUCCUCACCUCAGACUUCCACUGUCUGCAGGACACCAAGGAGAGGAACCUGGCCCAUCUGGUCUCCCUCCAGGGCCGGGCCAAGCAGCUCCAAGCGGUGCAUGAGGGUCGCUACAGCGCCCUGUCCACCGGCGAAGCCUUGGAGCCUGCGUUGCAGGAGGAGCGUCUGCACGCUGUGGCCACCAUCCUGCACCGUGUCCAGCAGGAGUUCCCCCAACACCAAGGGGCGCUACGACGCCUCUCCCUAGCCCUGGCCGCGUGCUUGCUGACACCGCUUGGUCAGGAGACCCACUGACUAUUACAUGACUGAAAACUCCCAUCAUAGGAUCACCCACGGAGUAGAUUGGAGAUAGAGAUCCAUUAUAGUUGUAGGAUUUUACUGCUCUAUGGUGUUUUAUGUUACUCUGACUGUUAGGAUUUGGGAGCUGGACUUGGGGUGGAAGCUCUCCUCCUGGUCUUGAUUGGGCAAUUUAGGUUUUCAGAAUAUUUCAAUUUAUUUUGUUUCAGUUCAUUUUCAGUUGCUAAAAUGAAGAGUUGAUUUAAUAUAUACACGGAUACAUCCUGCCAGCGUGUGAAAAUAAUAUUGUCCAUGGAUAAACUGAAGAUACACCUACAGUAUAUAAACAUUAAAGCCAACAUUUGA